Messenger RNA from Anguilla rostrata (American eel), 3254 nucleotides. Its product is annotated as heterogeneous nuclear ribonucleoprotein Q-like. Gene Ontology annotation, biological process: CRD-mediated mRNA stabilization. Gene Ontology annotation, cellular component: nucleus; CRD-mediated mRNA stability complex; ribonucleoprotein complex. The record is from RefSeq and is a predicted model, not a curated record. Lineage: Eukaryota; Metazoa; Chordata; Actinopteri; Anguilliformes; Anguillidae. The transcript has 12 exons. The coding region runs from base 172 to 1860 and encodes 562 amino acids. Gene Ontology annotation, molecular function: mRNA 5'-UTR binding.
GAGCAAACUCACGGCGUGAGCAAAUCCGCCAUUUUACAUCCUUCAGAGUGACAGACCGGAGCCGGACUCGUGCCGGGAGUUGUGCACCUUUCUCUUUUUUUGGAAAACUUUUCCCUUCCAAAAUAACCCAGGCCGUACAGUUUGGAUACCCGUUAACAGAUUUCUGGAGACAUGGCCUCUGAACAUAUUAAUGGAAAUGGUACAGAAGAACCCACGGACACCUCUGAUGCAGUUACCCAUUCUGAACACUUCCAGACUUUAUUAGAAGCUGGUUUACCACAGAAAGUUGCUGAAAAACUAGAUGAAAUUUACCUAGCAGGUUUGGUAGCGCACAAAGACCUAGAUGAGAGGGCAUUGGAGGCGUUGAAAGAGUUUAAUGAAGAAGGCGCCCUGCAAGUUCUGCUGCAGUUCAAGGACAGCGACCUCUCGCAUGUUCAGAACAAAAGUGCCUUUCUCUGCGGAGUGAUGAAGACCUACAGACAGAGGGAGAAACAGGGGACCAAAGUGUCAGAUUCCAAUAAAGGACCAGAUGAAGCAAAAGUAAAGGCGCUCCUGGAGAGGACCAGCUACACGCUCGACGUAACGACGGGCCAGCGGAAGUACGGCGGGCCACCUCCGGAGUCCGUCUAUUCGGGAGCCCAGCCCACCAUUGGCACAGAGAUUUUCGUGGGGAAGAUCCCACGGGACUUGUUUGAGGAUGAGCUGGUCCCGCUGUUCGAGAAGGCGGGGCCCAUCUGGGACCUGCGCCUCAUGAUGGACCCCCUCAGCGGGCUGAACAGGGGAUACGCCUUCGUCACCUUCUGCACUAAAGACGCAGCUCAGGACGCCGUGAAGCUGUGUAAUAACAGCGAAAUUCGGCCCGGGAAGCACAUCGGCGUGUGCAUCUCCGUGGCCAACAACAGACUGUUCGUGGGCUCCAUCCCCAAAAGCAAAACGAAAGAACAGAUCGUAGAGGAGUUUGCCAAAGUCACAGAGGGUCUUAACGACGUCAUACUGUACCAUCAGCCGGACGACAAGAAAAAGAACAGAGGCUUCUGCUUCUUGGAGUACGAAGACCACAAAUCUGCGGCCAUGGCGCGGCGGCGGCUGAUGAGCGGCAAGGUGAAGGUGUGGGGCAAUGUGACGGUGACGGUGGAGUGGGCCGACCCCAUCGAGGACCCCGACCCGGAGGUCAUGGCCAAGGUGAAAGUUUUAUUUGUAAGAAACCUAGCAAGUACUGUAACGGAAGAAAUACUUGAAAAGACCUUCACACAGUUCGGAAAGUUGGAGCGGGUGAAGAAGCUGAAGGACUACGCCUUCAUUCACUUCAACGACAGAGAUGGAGCGGCGAAGGCACUGGAAGAAAUGAACGGCAAACACCUGGAAGGAGAGCACAUAGAAAUUGUCUUUGCGAAGCCCCCGGACCAGAAGAGGAAGGAGCGCAAGGCCCAAAGGCAGGCUGCCAAAACGCAAAUGUAUGAUGAUUAUUAUUACUACGCCCCCCCACACAUACCAUCCUUCUCUAGAGGUAGAGGGCGGGGAAGCAGGGGGAGCUACUCCUACCCCACCGAAUACUAUGGCUAUGAAGACUACUAUGACUACUACGGCUAUGACUACCACAAUUACCGCGGCGGCUACGAAGACCCUUACUACGGCUACGAGGACUAUCAAGUCCCCGCCAGAGGCCGGGGCGGCCGGGGGGGCCGGGGAUCGGCCCCGCCUCGCGGCAGGGGGGCGUCGGCAUCCCCGAGGGGCAGGCCCGGCUUCUCGCAGCGAGGGGGUCCCGGAUCGAGCAGAGGGACGCGAGGGGCCAGAGGAGGCUCUCAGCAGAGAGGCCGCGGGGCAAAAGGGGUCGAGGCCGGUCCUGACCUGUUUCUUUGAAGACUGACUCGCUACGUGGGGUUACGCCGGAAGCUGCCACUGGACGCGAUGGUAAGGUCGACACGAUGGUCCAAUGAUAUUCCAGCCUUAAAGAAGACGCCUAUCUCCCAGACUGCCACAUUAAAAAGAUCCACAGCAAUUUGAAGAUGUUACUUGCUUGGAUUUUAUUUUAUUUUUUACUUUCUUGUGGAAAAGAGCCUUGAAUUUAGCAAUUACAACCCCCUUCCCCUCCCCAAAAAAUGCCAUUGUAAAAUGAUUGAAGAUUUUCAGAUUUUCUGAAAAGAUAGUCAACCUGAAAUGUCUUUUGCACUUUUUAAGUUUUCUUGAUUUGAAGUGGCUCAGAAGGAGCUUGAUGCUUUUGUAUGUUUUUGUGUUUAUUUGCAGCUUUAUGUUGGGAUGUCCAUGUUGUAAUCUUAAUUAUUUUAGAUUUUGGAUAGGUUUGAAGAACAUUUGCAGAUUUUUAGGUGUAACCACCUGGCGCGAGUUGUCAGGCAUUCCAAGUUAAGUUGUUCUUUUCAGAACUUGUCUUUAAAGGGUUGGUUAACUACCUCAGUACAGAGGACGGAACUACCCUGCCUGUACUGUAAAUAGGGGUGACGAUAUUGAUGAAAGCAGGACCUGUUUCUUCACGAAAUAUGCACACAGGCAACAGCAGUACGUGUACUAAAUUUAAUAUAGUACCUUUGCUGCUGUUUCGACACUGCAGACAGUCAAACUGGGCGUGAUGAGCGUAAACAUGCCCUGCUUUCAUCCCCAUUUAAACUGAGGUAGCAUCUUUGCAUCUUCAGAUUAUGUAGUUACUGGUUGUAAGAUAGUUUGAAGAAAGAAAAAAAAAGUUACUUUUGUAAAAGCUUGAAUAUCAGAAACGGUAUCAAAGCCCGUCGGUUUCCUUUUCUCCCCAAAGGAAUACGCCGGAAUGGUUUUUUUGUAGUCCUACUAAUGCAGAGGCUUCAUCUUAGCGAUUAUGUUAAGUACCUUUGAAGUCCUGCUCGUCUGUACGGACCCCGUGAUAAUCAUGCACAGCCCGACAAAAACAUUGCAAACUUGUGGCCUUUUUUCAUCAGGUACCUAGCGCAGAAUGCGCAUAGACGGUCACGCCUUGAAAGGGCGUGAGAGAAGCUGCGUUUAGCAGCGUCCAGUUUAGAAAGGGAUGCCGCGGCUUUGAUUCAUAUUCCACAUAUUGCAAAAAUACAACUGCUCACCCCACGUUUGUAGUUAAAUCCCUAUCAGUAAGCCUACCAUUACAACAAACCUUUGAGUAAACUAAGAUGUUAUCAAGUUUAAACUAUUGUUGGUGGCCAACAACCUUUUUUUGCAUUCCUGCAAAUAAAUCGUUUUAUACUGUAAUAUGCGGUGGGUGUAACUUAUUUUUGUAAUAAAGUUUUUGAUUUCUA